GCAUAGGAAAUAAUUUAUUUUAGACUAGACAAGAUGCCCUUCAUUAUGAGGUGGCCAUUUUGUUGUAGCCCUGUUCUAGUUUAGUGAGAAUUCUGUGGGGCUGGAGAGUGUGAGCCCAGUGAGGAGGAGGUUCUCAGCCAAAACAAGGACAAAAAAAUAUUUUGGAGGUCACUAAACUGAUCGCCUGACCAAAGAUGGAGAAGGAGCGAAGUCACACUACAGAGAGGAUACUAAACCUCACAAUGGAGAUCAUCUACCUGCUGACCGGAGAGGAAUGCAUUAUAGCGAAGAAGAUAUCUGGUGAUCAGGUGAUGCCCAACAGACCUCUCAGUGUGUCACAAAGAUGUAGCAGAAAACGGAGCCCGAAGAUGGAACCUCCAACUCACUCACUGAUAUCUGAGAGGAACAACGACAAGAAGAUCCUAGAAGUCACCCAGAAGAUCAUAGAGUUGCUGACAGGAGAGGUUCCUAUAAGGUGUCAGGAUGUCACUGUCUCUUACUACAUGGAAGAAGGGAAGUAUAUAGAAGGACACAAGGAUCUCUACAAGGACGUCAUGAUGGAGAAGCGGCCGCCCCUCACAUCACCGGAUGGAUCCAGUAACAGAAAUCCCCCGGAGAGAUGUCCCCGUCCUCUGUAUUCCCGUGAUUCCAUGCAGGAACAACACAAGAUACCACCAGCUGAUCAGGUUACACUGAAGGAAAACCAGAUUGAUUAUAAAAUUGAAUUUAAAGAGGAAGAAGAAGAUCCCUAUGUGAUGGAUGAUGAGCCGUGUAAGGAGGAGGAAAUAUCUCCAGAGAUCAGCACAGGCGGAAGAAACAAAGGGAACGACAAGGAACAAUGUGCUGUAAACAGCUCUUCAGGAAAAAAAACUGUAGCCUCAAAUGUCCAUCCAGCACCUUCCACUGCAAAUCCAUCAAAUGAUUCCUCUGCACUUGAGCACUCGCCUACUAUCCCCCAUCAUAGAAAGGUUGACACCUUCUCAUGUUCCGAGUAUGGCGCACAUCAUACCCAGAAAGGCCAAGCCGUUUCGCACCGGGAGAGUCACUCGUCAGAGAAGCCAUAUUCCUGUCCCGAAUGUGGAAAAUGUUUUUCCUGGAAAUCAUCUCUCGUCACGCAUGAAAAAAAUCACAAAGGAGAGAAGCCGUUCACCUGUUCCGAGUGCGGGAAAUGUUUCCCUUGGAGGGCCUUCCUCCUCAAGCACCAGAAAACUCACCUGGCCGAAAAACCCUUUCAGUGUCCGGAGUGCGGGAAGAGUUUCUCAGAAAUAUUUCUUCUUCUGAGACAUCAAAAAACCCACACGGGCGACAAACCCUUUGCCUGUUCUGAAUGCGGGAAAUGUUUUUCCCAGAAAUCAGAUUUUGAGAGGCAUCUGAGAACCCACACGGGGGAGAAGCCAUAUUUAUGCUCUGAAUGCAGUAAGAGUUUUUCUCAGAAGGAGCAGCUUAUUGCCCAUCAGAGAAUUCACACGGGAGUAAUGCCUUAUUUGUGUACGGAGUGCGGGAAAUGCUUUUCAUUGAAAGCCCGUCUCGUCAUACACCAGCGAACUCACACUGGUGAGAGUCCGUAUUCGUGUUCAGAGUGUGGGAAAGGGUUUAAAAACAAGUCAAAUCUGUGUAGACAUGAGAAGGUGCAUACUGGUGAUCGUCCACAUGUAUGUUGCGAAUGUGGGAAAUGCUUUAGCGAUAAAUCCGAUUUGAUUAGACACGAGCGAGUCCACACACGUGCUCAGCCGUAUUCCUGUUCUGAAUGCGAGAAACGGUUCUCCUAUAAGUCUACCCUGGUGUCACACCUCAAAAUCCACAAGGUCCAAAAGGCUCCUACAUCAGAAUUUGACAGCUAAUGCCUUGUACACACGAUCGGAAUUUCCAUUGGAUUAAACUCAGACGGGUUUUUCCGACAGAAUUCCGUUCAAGCUGUCUUACAUAUACGCUGUCACUCCGAAUUCCAACCGUCAAACCGGCUACGACGAGCCGAGAAAAAUUAAGUUCAAUGCUUGGUGGGGGUCCAGUCUGAGACUGCCAAUCACACAAAAAUGAGGCCUCUUGGCAAUCGGGCCUUUGCGCCGAGUGGCUGCAUAUUUGCGUGCAACUGCGCCAAUACAGCUGUGCCCGAGAGCACGCACUGUGUGUGCUCCUGGCAGCUAAUGAUCAUGUGACAGCCAAUCACGGCGGUCACAUAGCCAUAAGCCCCAUCCCGCCUCCCAGCAUUUUAAAGCCCUUGAAUGUCAGGCAGGAACCGGCGCCAAGGGGUUAAUUUGGCUGCACUUAGGCUUCAGUCCUUUCUGAAAGUUUUCUUUUUAAUGUGCUCCAUUGAGAGAAUUGAAGCAUUGACUUUGGUUUCAACCCCAAAGGAGCUUACAGUCUAAUGCUUAUUGCACAGUCCCCACAUAUGUAUGCUAUAUGUCUACAGUUUUGGUCACAUGCCAGCAAAUUUUCCAGCAUGUUUUUAGUUUAUGGGAGCAAACCAUGCCAACUUGACAAGUUCAUAUGGACGCAGUGGCGAUGCGUCCAUAGUGGGCGCAGGAGCGCCGCCCCCUCUCCCCUGCACCGUCAC
This is a messenger RNA of Rana temporaria (common frog), 2554 nucleotides long. RefSeq names its product zinc finger protein OZF-like. The transcript is spliced from 7 exons. The record is from RefSeq and is a predicted model, not a curated record. The coding region runs from base 195 to 1841 and encodes 548 amino acids. Lineage: Eukaryota; Metazoa; Chordata; Amphibia; Anura; Ranidae.